AUGGAACUCUGCCCCAGGUACGAGGGCUACGGCUACGGCUACGGCUACGGCCCCGAGGGCCCGGGCGGGUUCGGCUACGGCGGCGCCUGGGAGCCGGGCAGCGCCGACAACAACGGCGCCGGCGAGCCGGGAGAGGGGCCCGGCAAACCGCGCGGGGAGCCGGGAACCGGCGCGCACCCGGAGCCGGCCCAGAGCCAGGGCCGCGCCUACGGAGCCGGGAGCGACAGAUACGACCCGUACGAUUCCUACGGCGAUUCCCGCUCGGCGCUGAACGACCGUGACCUGUACCGGGCGGCCUUCGAGUACCCGGGGGAUUAUCCCAACGAUUAUCCCAACGAUUAUCCCAACGAUUAUCCUGAUUAUCCCAAUGAUUAUCCCAACGAUUAUCCCAACGAUUACCCCAACGAUUAUCCUGAUUAUCCCGAUUAUCCCGAUUACCCCAACGAUUACCCCGACUACCCCAACGAGUCCGAGCCCGACGCCAACGACCUGUACGGGCGGCGGCGCCGGCGGGAGCCGCCCUUCCCGGGGCCGCGGUUGCGGGGCUGGGGCCGGGAGCGGCCGUUCCCGGGGCCGCGGGGCGGCUGGGCCGAGCCGCGGGGGCGCCGCCUGCCCUCGCUCUUCGCGCCGCUGCCGCCCGAGCCCUUCCGCGGCCCCGGCGCCUUCCGCGGCCUCAAGCGCCCGCGCCGCGGCUGGCGCGCCUGGGACGCCGACCUCAGGCCGCAGCGGAAGCGGCUCCGCCGGGACUCCGUGGGCCGGAGGCGGCAGCAGCCGAGCGAGGACAGAGCGCCCAGAACCGACGGCUCCGACAACUCCAGCUCGGAGAACGAGGAAGGCACGGAAGGAGAAUCUGGAGAAAAGGAGGAAUCCAGAGGGGAAGGGGAGGAUGAAGAAGGAAGAGAUUCUGAGAAAGGGCUAACAGAGGAGAUGUCCCAGAUUUCCCAGCUGAGGCAGAAGCUCCAGGCCGGGAGGAAAUCCCAGGAUCGGCAGAAGAAGCGGCACCGGGACCGGAUGGUGGAGAGGAUCCAGUUCGUGUGCUCGCUCUGUAAGUUCCGGACGUUCUUUGAGGACGAGAUGCAGCAGCACCUGGAGAGCCGAUUCCACCGGGAGCAUUUCCAGUUCGUGGGCACGCGGCUGCCCCCGCACACAGCCCAGUUCCUGCAGGAGUACGUGGCCAACAAGACGCGGAAGACGGAGGAGCGGCGCCGCGGGAUCCGCGACAUCAACGCCGUGAUCCAGCAGGUCCAGAGGGAGCAGGACCUGACCCAGGAGCUGGGCCUGGAGCACUUUGUGAGGAAGGUGGAGGCCGCUCACUGCUCGGCCUGUGACCUGCUGCUGCCCAUGCACUUCGGCUCCAUCCAGAAACACCUCAAGUCCCUGGACCACAACCACAACCGCCGUGCCAUGAUGGAGCAAUCCAAGAAAUCCUCACUGGUGGUGGCCAGGAGCAUCCUCAACAACAAACUCAUCAGCAAAAAACUGGAAAAGUACCUCAAGGGGGAAAAUCCCUUCACAGAUGAUCCCGAGGAAAAGGAGGAGCACGAGGAAGGGGAAGGAGCAGGGGAGGAAAAUUCUGAAAAUCCUGAGGAAAAUCCCCAAAAUCCUGAGGAAAAUCCCAAGGAAAAUCCCCAAAAUACUGAGGAAAAUCCCCAAAAUCCUGAGGAAAAUCCCCAAAAUCCUGAGGAAAAUCCCCAAAAUACUGAGGAAAAUCCCCAAAAUACUGAGGAAAAUGCUGAGGAAAAUCCUGAGGAAAAUGCUGAGGAAAAUCCCAAAAAUCUUGAGGAAAAUCCUGAGGAAAACCCCGAGGAAAACAAAAAUCCUGAGGAAAUUCCAGCAGCUGAAAGCACCUUCAAGCUGCAGAAGACGCGGCUGCGGGGGGAGGGCUGGGACCCCCGGCGGGUCCCCGACCGACUCUUCGUGCUGGACCCGCAGCGCGGGCGCUACGUGCCCCUGGACGGGGAGAUGUACAGCAGGAUCUGUGCCGGGAAAACCCGGUUCUGA
This is a messenger RNA of Oenanthe melanoleuca, 2001 nucleotides long. RefSeq names its product A-kinase anchoring protein 8 like (gene AKAP8L). Gene Ontology annotation, cellular component: nucleus; nuclear matrix. The transcript has 13 exons. Gene Ontology annotation, molecular function: DNA binding; protein kinase A regulatory subunit binding. The record is from RefSeq and is a predicted model, not a curated record. The coding region runs from base 1 to 2001 and encodes 666 amino acids. NCBI's taxonomy places the organism in Eukaryota, Metazoa, Chordata, Aves, Passeriformes, Muscicapidae.